AUGGCCAAGGAGGAAUGUAAGGCGCUCCUGGACGCGCUGAGCAAAGUCACGGCUUGCUACCGGCACCUGGUGCUGACCGUCGGGGGCGCGGCGGACUCGCAGGAGCUGCGCGAGGAGCUGAAGAAGACCCGGCAGAAGGCGCAGGAGCUGGCCGGGGUGACCCGGACCCAGCUGACGGCCGCCCUGCGGAACAAAACCUUGGCCAAAGAGGAGCGAGCCGAGUUCGAGCGCCUCUGGGUCAUCUUCUCCGCCUGCCUGGAGAUCCUGGAGGGCGACAUGCGGCGCGCCCUGCAGCUGGGCCAGGCGUUCCCCCUCCACGUGCCCAAGAAGCCGCUCAUCCAGACGGGGCUGAGCGGAGGCACCUCCGGGGUGGCAGCCCGGGCCAUGAGCGUCCAGAACAUGAAGUACAACGCCGAGGCCAACAUCGACGUGGUGGAUCUGACGGACCUGGAGCAGGAGAUCAGCCAGGUGGGCGAGAUGAUCUACGAGAUGGAGAUGAAGGUCAAUGUGCCCCGCUGGACGGUCGAGGCCAAGCAAGACCCGGGCACCGAGCUGAAUUCCAACAUCAGUGGGGGCGCCGCUUCCCUGGGCGCCGUCUCAGGGGUCGAGAACAAGACCCUUUGCGAUCCCAGCAGGAUCCUGGCUGCCAUCAUUUUCACUGCCGUCCUCCUGAUCGCCAUCGGCCUGGCGGUGUGCGUGGCCAAGCUCUCCUAA
Molecule: messenger RNA, 714 nt
Organism: Thamnophis sirtalis
Lineage: Eukaryota; Metazoa; Chordata; Lepidosauria; Squamata; Natricidae
Gene: RGS9BP
Product: regulator of G protein signaling 9 binding protein
Source: RefSeq, a predicted model, not a curated record